Messenger RNA from Chenopodium quinoa (quinoa), 1356 nucleotides. RefSeq names its product probable aldo-keto reductase 4. Lineage: Eukaryota; Viridiplantae; Streptophyta; Magnoliopsida; Caryophyllales; Amaranthaceae. The transcript is spliced from 5 exons. Bases 65 to 1105 code for a protein of 346 amino acids. Gene Ontology annotation, cellular component: cytoplasm. The record is from RefSeq and is a predicted model, not a curated record.
UCUAAGAAAUAAAUUAAACAGGUAAUAACUUAUCUUAGAAUCUCAAAAAAAAAUAACACAAGAAAUGGCAGGUGUAGUUGUUAGGAAGAUUAAGCUAGGUUCUCAAGGUUUAGAAGUUUCAGCUCAAGGUCUAGGAUGUAUGGGGAUGUCUGCCUUUUAUGAACCUCGAAAACCCGAGGAAGAAAUGAUUCAAGUUAUUCAUCAUGCUAUUAACUCCGGCAUCACCUUCCUUGAUACUUCCGACAUGUAUGGACCUCAUACCAAUGAGAUUCUCCUUGGCAAGGCAUUAAAAGGAGAAUGGAGAGAAAAAGUGGAGUUGGCUACGAAAUUUGGCAUUAACGUUGUUGAUACAAAAAUGGAAAUCCGAGGUGAUCCUGCAUAUGUAAGGGCUGCCUGUGAAGGAAGCUUGAAGCGGCUUGGUGUUGAUUGUAUCGACCUCUAUUAUCAACAUCGUGUUGAUACCAAAGUCCCCAUUGAAAUCACGAUGGGAGAACUAAAGAAAUUAGUUGAAGAGGGUAAAAUUAAGUACAUUGGUUUGUCUGAGGUAACUGCUUCGACUAUCAGAAGAGCACACGCAGUCCACCCGAUAACAGCAAUUCAGCUGGAAUGGUCAUUGUGGACUAGAGAUGUGGAGGAAGAAAUUAUUCCUACCUGCAGGGAACUUGGGAUCGGAAUUGUAUGUUACAGUCCUCUAGGAAGAGGCUUUCUCUCUUCAGGGCCUAAGAUGGUUCAGAGCCUUUCAAAGGAGGAUGCCCGACUACAGUUAUUUCCAAGAUUCCAUCCAGAAAAUCUUGAGCAUAACAAACACAUCUUUGAACGAGUUACUAAUAUGGCGGUGAAAAAAGGAUGUACCCCUGCACAACUAGCACUUGCUUGGAUCCAUCACCAAGGAGAUGAUGUUUGUCCAAUCCCCGGAACUACUAAGACUGAGAACCUCAAACAGAACAUUGGCGCGUUGUCUGUGAAGCUAAGCCCCGAGGAUAUGACUGAGCUCGAACACCUUGCCUCUGAGGAUAGUGUUAAGGGUGAUCGAUAUGUAGCUGGAAUUGCUACUUGGAAGACCUAUGAUACUCCACCUUUGUCUUCAUGGAAAUCUGAAAACUGAAAAACAUAAAGAUGGUACUUGGAUUGAGACUUCAGAGUGUUGCAUUGGUUUUAAUUAAAUUCCUUUUUAAUUUUUUUGUGUGCCGGUUUUUUUUUUACACAAUUGUGUAUCAAUUUUGUGUAAUGUUAAGAGUGAUAUAUGUCAGCGAGUUAGAAUAAAUGACUUAUAUUAUGUUAGUCACUUUUUUUUUUGAAUAGUAUUAUGUUAGUCACUUUUUUUGAAUAGUAUUAUGUUAGUCACUUGAUACUUAA